Molecule: messenger RNA, 2617 nt
Organism: Psammomys obesus (fat sand rat)
Lineage: Eukaryota; Metazoa; Chordata; Mammalia; Rodentia; Muridae
Gene: Mlycd
Product: malonyl-CoA decarboxylase
Exons: 5
Coding region: 560-2038 (492 amino acids)
Biological process (GO): positive regulation of fatty acid oxidation; acetyl-CoA biosynthetic process; fatty acid biosynthetic process
Cellular component (GO): peroxisomal matrix; mitochondrial matrix
Molecular function (GO): malonyl-CoA decarboxylase activity
Source: RefSeq, a predicted model, not a curated record
ACUGACAGGCCACACAGUCCCAAGGAUCUUCCUGUCUCCAUCUCCCCCACGCUGGGAUUAGAAGCGUUUCCCCACGGGUUCUGGACAUGAGCUCAAGUUCUCAAGCAUUUUACCAACUGAACCAUCCCCAUCCCUAGGAGCCCUUGUUCUGCACUCAAAACUCAAAUUUCUCAGCUCCUAGCCCACACUGGAUCCGAACCUGUGUGCACAGCAUGGUCCCCGAAGGAGCUGAGAUGGCAAGCACCCAAAUCAAGAGAAGCGCGUGCGUAGUGGGAAAAGAGGCAAAGGGCUGUGAGAGUGACUCUCAGGACAGUUGUCAGUAUGCAGGCCAAGAGGUAAAAUCUGGCGCCCUGAGGCUAGGGACCUUUGGCUACACUUGGCCUCCAGCCUAAGAAAACUGCCUCGCUCCUCCCCGCAGUUCUGUCCUUCUAUUGGUCGAUGCGUCUGUCUGUCAUUCCACCUCGACCAAUGGGAUAGGUGAGGCAUCGGAAGCCAGAACCGGAAGUGAGGCGGGGGCCGCUCCGGUGGUGUCUCUCGUUAGCAGCUGUUGCGGGUUGUCAUGAGAGGCUUCGGGCCAGGCCUGAGGGCUCGGCACCUGCUCCCACUUCGGUACCCGCCGCGGCCGCCGGGGCCUCGGGCGUCUAGGCCGUGCAGCGGGCUCACGGCCGGCGCCAUGGACGAGCUGCUGCGGCGAGCCGUGCCUCCCACGCCGGUCUAUGAGCUGCGCGAGAAGACGCCGGCGCUCGCCGAGGCGCAGUGCGUCGACUUCGUGAGCUUCUACGGCGGCCUGGCCGAGGCGGCCCAGCGUGCCGAGCUGCUCGGCCGCCUGGCGCAGGGCUUCGGAGUGGACCACGGCCAGGUGGCCGAGCAGAGCGCCGGGGUGCUGCAGCUGCACCAGCAGUCGCGCGAGGUGGCCGUGCUGCUGCAGGCCGAGGACCGGCUGCGCUACGCGCUCGUGCCGCGCUACCGCGGGCUCUUCCAUCACAUCAGCAAGCUGGACGGCGGCGUGCGCUUCCUGGUGCAGCUGCGGGCCGAUCUGCUGGAGGCGCAGUCCCUCAAGCUGGUGGAGGGGCCGCACGUCCGGGAAAUGAAUGGCGUGCUAAAAAACAUGCUGUCGGAGUGGUUCUCCUCUGGCUUCCUGAACCUGGAGCGGGUCACCUGGCACUCACCCUGUGAGAUACUUCAGAAGAUCAGCGAGUGUGAGGCUGUGCACCCUGUGAAAAACUGGAUGGACAUGAAGCGGCGUGUGGGGCCAUACCGGAGAUGUUACUUCUUCUCCCACUGCUCUACCCCCGGGGAGCCCCUGGUUGUUCUGCAUGUGGCUCUGACCAGGGACAUUUCCAACAACAUCCAGGGGAUUGUGAAGGAGUGCCCUCCAUCUGAAACAGAGGAGAGGAACAGGAUUGCUUCUGCCAUCUUCUACUCCAUCAGUCUGACCCAGCAGGGCCUGCAGGGCGUGGAGCUCGGGACCUUCCUCAUAAAGCGAGUGGUCAAGGAGCUGCAGAAGGAGUUUCCUCACCUGGAGGCCUUCUCAAGCCUGUCACCUAUACCUGGAUUCACCAAGUGGCUUCUAGGCCUUCUGAACAUGCAGGGAAAGGAGCAUGGGAGGAACGAGCUAUUCACAGACUCAGAGUGCAAGGAAAUCUCAGAGGUUACAGGUGACCCAGUUCACGAGAGCCUCAAGGGCUUCCUGAGCAGUGGUGAGUGGGUGAAGUCGGAGAAGCUGGUGCAGGCGCUGCAAGGGCCACUGAUGAGGCUGUGUGCUUGGUACCUGUACGGUGAGAAGCACCGAGGCUAUGCCCUCAACCCAGUGGCCAACUUUCAUUUGCAGAAUGGGGCCGUGAUAUGGCGCAUCAACUGGAUGGCUGACAGCAGCCUGAAAGGCCUCACCAGCUCUUGUGGCCUCAUGGUCAACUACCGCUACUACCUGGAGGAGACAGUUCCCAACAGCAUCACCUACCUAGGCUCCAAGAACAUCAAAGCUUCUGAGCAGGUCCUCAGCCUGGUGGCCCAGUUCCAGAAGAACAGCAAACUCUAGGGACAGCCUUCGCAAAGCCCAGGCCCCUGCUCAGAAAGGGGCUGUGCUCUGACGCACCAGGUUACUCACCCCAGGGGCCUUUUCAGGGAAGCCACAGCUGUGCUGUGUCCCCUGUCCUCAACAGGCACUUAGGAGGCCACGCCUAAGCUGUCACUGUGCUGGUCGACUCACUGCUUGGAGGAGGAGGUGGUGUGGCUACGCGUGCCCUGGGGAUAGCACUGUGAUCUUCCAGAAGCCCUGCUGCUGCCCUGUAACCUGUGCCUUCAGGAGGCUCCACGGCCUCAACCAUAGGCCGCCCAGGCGGAGCCCAAAGCGCGGACCCCUUGGAGCUCGCCAGGCUGGCAGGCACGUCCUCUGUAUGUAGCGAGGUGGUAAGGUCGGUGCUGUGCCUGCUGCCACAGCUUGAAGUGCAGACUAGGGAGGGUUUGUGACGUGCACAGGGCGUAGUCGACACUGCGUGGAUGUUGCUGCUUGAGGCCAGAGUUGGCUUAUAAGGCUUACAUGAGAUUCCAGUUCAUAAUGAACUGAAGAGUAAAGAACAGGUUGUUCUGUAAACAUUAAACAUGAUCAUUCACUGUA